CUGUGGUCAAGCCCAACGGCAUGCUCGAGCAAAGGGUGUCUUAGGAAAAGGGAUUUGGUCAACAGCUUGCACAUUCGUUAGGGAGCUGAUCUAUGGUUAAGGUUGAACUAGCUUCCUGUUAAGCCGAUGUUACCAUCUCAUGACUUCUUUUUGCCACAUUCCAGACAUGCUGAGAUGGGAAAGAUUGUGGUGAAACACAUUGAAUACGAGUGUUCUAACCGUCAGUCCUCAAAUGUUGUUUGGCCUGUAAAAGUUGCGUCUGGACACAGUCCUCUUGGCAGCUGGAAUUUCCCACGCUGGAUGGUAUAGCUCCUGCAGCAAGGAAACAUGGCCCACUAGCGUUUCCCAGGACAGGGCCAGGUUUCAGGAUGGCAGCCCAGAGGAUUCGUGCAGCCAACUCCAGUGGCCUCCCGCGCUGCAAGUCCGAGGGGACGCUGAUCGACCUCAGUGAAGGGUUUUCAGAAACCAGCUUUAGUGACGUCAAAGUGCCUUCUCCUAGUGCCUUGCUGGUAGACAAUCCCACGCCUUUUGGAAAUGCAAAGGAAGUUGUAGCAAUCAAGGACUAUUGCCCAACUAACUUCACAACCUUAAAGUUCUCCAAGGGUGACCACCUCUAUGUCUUGGAUACCUCGGGAGGCGAGUGGUGGUAUGCUCAUAAUACCACGGAAAUGGGAUACAUACCUUCCUCUUAUGUCCAGCCUGUAAACUACCGCAACUCUUCCUUCACUGACAGUGGCAUGAUAGACAAUCUGCUCGAAAGCCCUGACGAAGGAGAACGAGAGCUAGAUCUGCUUGGAGAGUGGACUGACGUAAAGAGAAACUCUGCCAACACCUACAGUAACAACCCUUUCUUAAAUGGGGUCCAAACCAACCCGUUUCUGAAUGGGAACUUGCAAAUGACGCCCAGCUCAGACAAAGAGUGCACCCCCAAAACAACUGUGGACUUACUGCUGUUUGACACGGCUCCUCCGUUUACAGGGGCCAGUUCUGCAAUGAACAACAGCAUAAGUAACAUCUUCGUUGAACUUCCAUCCACAAAUGGAUUGGAGUUCGAACAGCCUGUGAGGCGGGACAAUCCCUUCUUCAGAAGUAAACGCUCAUACAGUUUGUCAGAGCUGUCUGUCCUUCAGGCAAAAUCAGAAAUGCCAGCAUCAUCGGGGUUUUUUACUGGAUUAAAAUCGCCUACCCCAGAGCAGUUCCAGAGCAGGGAAGAUUUUAGAACUGCCUGGCUGAACCACAGGAAGCUGGCACGGUCGUGCCACGACUUGGAUUUGCUUGGCCAGAAUCCUGGCUGGGGUCAGACACAACCUGUGGAGACCAACAUCGUCUGCAAGCUGGAUAGUUCUGGUGGAGCAGUUCAGCUCCCAGAUACUAACAUCAGCAUCCAUGUGCCAGAAGGACACGUCUCACCAGGGGAGACACAGCAGAUCUCCAUGAAAGCCCUGUUAGACCCACCCCUGGAGCUCAACAGUGACAAAUGCAGCACCAUAAGCCCGGUGCUGGAGAUUAAACUGAGCAACAUGGAGGUAAAAACAGUUAUCAUGUUGGAUGUGAAAGUGUCGGCGGAGGUCAAGAAUGACAUUGUGAGUCAGAGCUUGGUGGGAUUACAGUGCCUGCGGAGUGACACAAAAGAAGGACCCUAUACACCAAUACAACUCAGCUAUUCCUAUGGAGACACGAUACAGGUGCAAUUGGAUAACCUGGAACCUUGUAUGUAUGUAGCCGUUGUAGCCCAAGGACAGAAUGUCAUAUAUCCUUACACUGUCUGGGACUAUAUCAGUAAAAAGAUCACAGUGGGUGUCUAUGGUCCCAAACACAUCCAUCCUUCUUUUAAAACCAUAGUGGCUAUUUUUGGACACGAGUGUGCGCCAAAGACUCUCUUAGUGACCGAGGUUACACGGCAAAUCCACAGCGUGGCGCCCGUGGCCCUGCAGCUGUGGGGAAAGCACCAGUUCACUCUGGCCCAGCCGCAGGACCUGAAACUCUGCAUGUUUUCCAACAUGACUAAUUAUGAAGUGAAGGCCAGUGAACAAGCCAAAAUCGUCAGAGGAUUCCAGAUGAAGCUGGGAAAAGUCAGCCGCCUCAUCUUCCCAAUUAUGUCCCAUGACUUCAAUGAGCUCUCAGACUUCACGUUGAGGAUACAGGUCAAGGAUGACAAGGAUGCCAUAUUGACCCAGUUCUGUGUGCAAACACCACAGCCACCUCCUAAAAGUGCCAUCAAGUCCACUGGGCAGAGAAGGUUCCUCAAGAAGAAUGAGAUUGGGAAGAUCAUUCUGUCCUCCCUCGCUGCCACUAGCAGAUAUCCUGUCUUUCAGGAGCGGCCAGUUGUGAGCCUGAAGUACGGCAAACUGCUUAAAACUGUAGUGCGCCAAAACAAGAACCAUUAUUUACUGGAAUAUAAGAAAGGGGAUGUCAUAGCGCUGCUCAAUGAAGAGAAGAUCAAACUGAAAGGCCAGCUGUGGACCAAGGAAUGGUACAUUGGCUACUACCAAGGAAAAAUCGGCCUUGUUCACGCCAAAAACGUGCUAGUGGUUGGGAAAGUCAAGCCCAGCUAUUUUUCUGGACCUGAUCUCACCACCAGUGCAUUGCUUGAGCAAAUCCUGAGGCCUUGCAAAUUUCUGACCUACAUCUACGCCUCAGUCAGGACUCUGCUUAUGGAGAACAUCAGCAGCUGGCGCACGUUCGCAGAUGCCUUGGGAUACACGAACUUGCCACUCACUUUCUUCUGUCGAGCAGAACUAGACAGCGAGUCGGAACGGGUAGCCUCAGUUCUGGAGAAGCUGAAAGAAGACUGCAAUAAUACCGAGAACAAGGAGAGGAAAUCUUUCCAGAAAGAGCUAGUGGCGGCCUUGCUGAAAAUGGACUGCCAGGGGCUGGUUGUGAGGCUCAUUCAGGACUUUGUGCUCCUGACCACAGCCGUGGAAGUGGCUCAGCGUUGGAGGGAGCUGGCAGAGAAGCUAGUCAAGAUCUCCAAACAACAGAUGGAUGCCUACGAAGCCCCCCACAGAGACAGAAAUGGAGUUGUGGACAGUGAGGCCAUGUGGAAACCAGCCUACGACUUUCUGCUAACCUGGAGCAAUCAGAUUGGAGAUAGCUACCGAGAUGUCAUCCAGGAGCUGCACAUAGGGCUGGAUAAGAUGAAGAACCCCAUCACCAAGCGCUGGAAACAUCUAACAGGGACCCUAAUCCUAGUCAAUUCCUUGGACAUACUCCGUGCAGCUGCCUUUAGCCCUCCAGACCAUGAAGAUUUUGCCAUCUGAUGGCAGGGACUCUUGACGUGUUUAACUCUUCCUGGUUUUAGCAGAGGAGAAAAAACAGGUGGGAGCUGACAAAAGGCCAAAGUUUGAACGUUCGCUCUGGAACUGGAAUUGCACAGUGAAGCAGGACUUCUUUUGAGUGUUCUCCCUCGUGUAGAAAGAGUCCAGAAGAUCUGGGGUUUCUCUGUUGGGGGGUUGAUACCAGUUACACAACUUCCUAUUUGUAAAGUUUAACAGUGGGUGGGGGAGAGCCCAACACAUUUUUUUAAGACAUUUGCAAAUAAAUAUCUAAUUUUUUAAAUGAGCAGCAGAAGCUGAAACCACUUUGGGAGAAUUGUUUCAUUUUUAUGUUGUGUAAGAACUUUUUUAAAUGAUCACUUCUGAAAUUGACCAUGAAUCAUGUAAAUAUGUAUUUAAAACAAAGCACAUUGUGAAUCUCUCCUUUCCCUUCCCUCAAACCCCCUCACCCUGACCCCUUACGAGGUUUUCUAUAGUGAGAGACUCUGGAAUCACUGUUUUAUAUUCACCAUUGCAGUAACUCUGAACCGCCUACAGCCCUGAGAAAAUGUUACAAAGAAAAGCAGUUGUACUUUUUUUUCCCAGUAGCUCUCUGUGAUCUGUUUUUUAUAUAUAUACUUUUUCUAAUGUCUAGAUCUGGAAAUACACAAUACCUAUUUUUUCAAAUGUACCACUGCAGUUCUUAACUUGAAGGGUCAGUGCUGCCUUUAGCACUCAGGGAAAGGGGGACGUCCCUCCUGCCUGCUGUUACAAUUAGCAUUCUGGAAGGAGCUGAAAAGAUUUCUGGUUCAGUGGCGUUCCCACCCUUUCUUCUUCCCUCUUUUGCUUCUUUAGGGGCAUUAACUACAAAGGUGCCAGUCUCCUUGAAGGUAACUUUUCUCUCUACUGACUGCUCUGUACUGCAAUAAGAGCAUCUUGGUGAUCUCUGCUGGGGACCGGCAUGCUCCAGAAGUGGUCAGGAAACAUGUAUUUGACAUCGUUUUAAAAAAUGUCUUUACUAAGUUGGGAUCUGAUUCAAAGCUUAUUGGAGUCCAUGGGAGUUAUUACGUUGACUUAGGUGCCAUUUCAGUCAGGCCCUUAAAGUUUAGGGUCUGAUCCAAAGCCCAUUAAAGUUGGUGGUGAGACUGCCAGUGACUUCCCUGAGCUUUGAAUAAGGCCCCUCAAGGCUACUAAGCUCCAGUCUGCCAUGUAAAUAAUCCUCGGUCAGAGAAAUGGUUCAACUGAGCUGAAAUCUUACCCCUUCCGUGGUUCCUUCACAUGCAACAUCAACUACCUUUUUAACAGCCACCUCCCUUUUUGAAUGCUCCUCUCUCCCUCCACCUUUGAAAUAUUUCACACAGGGGAAAACAUAUUUUUGCACAGAAGGAAGAUUUUUUUUUUGAGUGUGAAAUCACAUAACACAAUAACAAUCUCCCGUGCCAUGGAAAACUGAUGAAAAAGUUCCCAGUUUCUGCUGGGUUGAUCACUGCGAUUGGAAGUCUGUUUUUAUUCCUUGAGCUUUAUAUGGACGAGUGAGAGGUCGGUGUGACCUUGCUAGAAGCAUCAUGGUCUUGUAUCGACUGAUCCAUGAUCACAGGUUGUCAGGAGAUAAUGGCACAAUUCUUUUUUCUCCAUUGUCAAGCAUAGGAGGCAACAGCUGGCAUCAAUCAUCCAUCUGUCAGUGGGUUUGCUCUGAGCAGUUUGGCUGGCUUGCAUCACAGGGCCAUCUCAUCCAGUGUCUAAAAUAAAAACUGCUUGAUGCAGUCUGCCUGCACCCCGCGACAGGCAAGCCAUAGAAGUACUCUUGUGAUCCCAAGUGACUUGUGGAUCUGGGCAGGCACUGCCAGAAUCUCCUGAGUAGAGCGACAAGUGAGACACGUAUGGCUUCUGGGAACCCCACUCCUCCAAAGAACGGAGACAUAGUGUAAUGGAGAUUGUGCCUCUAAUUUCCCCUCCAAAUGUCACCCUGAAAGAAUUUCCCUUAGAAACAAGUCUCUCUCUAAUGAAGAAUAGCACCUUAAUAUCAUGAAUAUUCUCUUCAAGGGCUUUAAGGUAUUUCUUAUGCAACUUUAUUAUAGCACAAAGUUGAAACCUGGCAGGCAGUAAUGCUCACAUGCGAGGUCCUUUUUUUUUAAAGGAACAGACCAGCUUAAAUUUUUUUUUUCAUGCACCAACCUGAACCCUAUGUGGAAAUGCUGGAAUACCUUGUAAUGGAAGCCGAAGUUCAGUGCAUUCCAAAAGCAGAGAGCAGACCUGCCUAAAGGGUUCACUCUGCUAAAUGACGCCGUAUGCGUCAGCAGAGGGCUUGUAAGUAUCUGCUCAAAGCACAGACUUGUUGCGUUCUUCACCAAGCUGUUGGCUUUAGCUGAUCCUGCCAGUGGGUCUGCAGAGGCCUGGGCAGAGCUUGCUGAAUCGCUUCAAUGAGGGCUUUGCACAGGGAUCUAGUUCGAGAAUUAGGGUCUAGCCUACUGCAGCUGAAGACAGUGGGGAGCCAGGGUGGUCUUAUUGCUCUUACAGCAGCGUUUAAUCUACCAGAUAGAUGCUUUAGCACCCUGGGAUUCUUACAAGAUGGGAAAUUACUGGCUAGUUUUGUUUUCCCAGAUUUUCUGACUACCUCAGGUCUUGUACACCCAGCUGGACAUUUCAGCGGAAGCCGAAAGCCACCAUUCUACUCCAACCUCAUCUGUUCUUUCCCCUCCCUGAGAAUCAUUUGAGCCCAAACAACUGCAGUGGUUCGGAAUGAGUCCAUGUAAUCACUACGUGAUUCCCUCCCCCCCCUUUAAUUUAAAAAUCAGCCUCUUUUCACAUGUUAAAAUCCACGUGCUGUUCAAAUGCCUUUCACCCACCAGUCUCAGGCCCUGCUUUGGAGCCUUGGUCUGGAUGUUGCAUUGCUUCGGUAUGUACAGCAAUUGUUUAUUGUACUUAACAGCUAAUGUUUUUUAAAAAUCUUCUGAAAAAAUAUUACAAUUAAAGCCGUU
Messenger RNA from Gopherus evgoodei (Goodes thornscrub tortoise), 6232 nucleotides. It is a transcript of the gene SH3BP4, whose product is annotated as SH3 domain binding protein 4. Bases 369 to 3260 code for a protein of 963 amino acids. Gene Ontology annotation, cellular component: cytoplasm. The transcript is spliced from 6 exons. The record is from RefSeq and is a predicted model, not a curated record. Lineage: Eukaryota; Metazoa; Chordata; Testudines; Testudinidae. Gene Ontology annotation, molecular function: protein binding.